GAUGAGGGUGACAAUUUUGAUUACACAUCAUUGUUCAUAAGCGAUGUUGUUUAUGAUACCCGUGACGAAGCUUGUGCGGCGGCAAGGGAUAUUGCCCAAAGAAAUAGAUUUUUCUUGGUUGUGGGAUCAGUCAAGCAAAACCCAGGAGAAGCCUAUCCGCGGGUACAUAUGGAUUGCAACCAUGGUAAUAGGAGCAAAUCAUAUACCCCAGAUUUGACGAAGACAAGACGGGUCAAAUCAAAAUCAGGCAAACAAGGUUGUCAAUUCCAAGUUGUAGUGCGGGCUUCAUUGGUAAAUGGCAAAUGUCAGUGGAGAAUUUUGGGUGGUAUGGAUAGGUCUGGGAAGUCAAAGGGAUUUCACAAUCACAAAUUGGAGGUUUAUUCUGAAGGAAACAAGCAAAGGAAUGCUCUUUCAAAGGAGGAAAAAAAUGAAAUUAAGGAGUUGGAGGCAACACAUACUCAGGCGAGAGAUAUAAGAAGUUUUAUAAAUAGGAAGUAUGAUGCUCAUCACAACAUGGAUCAGGUUUAUAACGAGACAGCAAAGAUUAGGCGCGAGAGAUUGGGUGGCCUUUCCCCUAUGCGGUGGACAUUGAUAGAAGCUGACCGUCUUGGCUACUUCAUUGGGGUUGAUUUUGAUGAUGAUCAUUGUGUUACUAGACUCUUCCUUUGCCAUCCAGAAUCUAUUAAGAUGUUGAGCGCAUGGUAUUUCGUUAUUUUGAUAGACUCGACGUACAAGACCAACAAGUAUAAACAACCAUUGGUUCAGUUGAUUGGUGUUAGUCCGGUGAAGAAGAACUUCAACAUAGGGUUCGCAUUGGUUUCAGAUGAGACAAAGGAGACAUAUGCUUGGGUUUUGUCGCAACUGAAGAAUGUUCUUGGUGGUCGAAGACCAGAUGCGUUCGUCACCGAUAAGGAGGGAGGGUUGGGUGUCUCUGUGCGUGAGAUCUUUCCAUCUUCAGCUCAUUUACUAUGUGUGUGGCACAUGAAGAAAAAUAUUGAAGCUAAGAUGAUGUCUCUCGGGUCAAGUCGAGAAUCUGCAGAGGCGUUUGUAGCAGGGCAUUGGCAGACACUUAUGAAUGCCAACACGCAGAGAGGGUUCCAGCAGCGGUGGGUAGACUUGCAGAAUAGUGAGUGGGGUAGAAACCUACGCUUCAUGAACUACUUGAAGGGUGAGUGGAUACCAUGUGCGCAAAGGUGGGCUCAUUGCUACACCAAUCGUGUUUUCCAUAUUGGUAACACGAGCACAAACAGGGUAGAGUCAGCUCAUUCGUCCUUGCAGAAAUGGCUUGCCAGUUCGACCCACAAGAUCGACACACUCUUUCUCAGAUAUCACACAUCCAUUGAGGGAAAAGUGACUGAACUAAGAAAGGACUUAGAGGAUUCGCGUUUGAAGGUAUUUUCAAUUUUUCUUCAAUGGUGUUGA
Linum tenue is the source of this 1422-nucleotide messenger RNA. The record is from the annotation of a GenBank genome assembly. Lineage: Eukaryota; Viridiplantae; Streptophyta; Magnoliopsida; Malpighiales; Linaceae.